This is a messenger RNA of Athene cunicularia (burrowing owl), 1164 nucleotides long. RefSeq lists its product as uncharacterized. The coding region runs from base 295 to 1164 and encodes 289 amino acids. The transcript has 7 exons. Lineage: Eukaryota; Metazoa; Chordata; Aves; Strigiformes; Strigidae. The record is from RefSeq and is a predicted model, not a curated record.
UCCGUGUUUCCCUGUAGGCGAGACGCUGCUGGAGGAGGAUCCAGAGCUCCAACCAGGAUGGGAUACUGAGAGCACCUGGAUGCUUGCUUCUCUUGACAGCAGAGACCUGACAAUGGUAAUGAGCUCCCCCCUCGCAGGGACCCUUGUCUGUGGCAUCGGCUUGUGCAGCAAAGGGACCCAGGGAUGGUUGAGCUCAUCAGCCGUGCAGCACCGUCGGCAUGCUCAGAGUGACACGUCUUCCCACCAUCCCUCCUCCCGUAGGUGUUUGGCGAAUACCUCCAGCCUUCUCAGAGGAUGGACGUUCUCCUUGUGGCCAUCGCGGCCUUGACGUCAGACGACAUCCAGGACAGGCAGAUGGGCAGAGAUGUCGUGGACAUGGCCGUGAGAGACCCCGCGUCCUGGCUGACGGAUGUGCCAGAAAUCCUGAGAUACAUCCACAAAACCGUGGAGCACAUCCGCACGGAGCCAGCCCGGAACAGCCUGGACUCGCUGCUGCUGCUGCUGACCAGGUGGAGCCCCAGGGAGAUGGUCAGAAGCCUUCUGAGGAUCUCUCCAACGUGUGACAGCGCUGCCAUGGCCAUGUGGGAGGUGAUGAUCUCCACGCCCUGGGAUCUGUGGAGCAUCUUGUCAGAGCUGGUCAGCGUGCUGCGGGACUGGCGGCUGCGCAGGGUGUUCAGCUCUGCCGCGGAGGACGCCUGCAUCUACCCCUUGGCUCUCCUGGUCUGCGCUGACAUUGAUGCAGAGGAGUUUGCUGCCCUCUACAAAUCCCAGCGGUACCUGAGGCAUCCCAGCCCAGCGAUGCUGUCGCUGGUGCUCACGGGCCUUGUCACUCUCUCAGAAACACCUGGAACGGCCAGAAAACUGCCAGUGCUGCUGCCGGACAUACUGGAGACCCUGACGGGUGCCAACGCUGAUGUCAAGAGCAAGGCUCUGGUGGUGUUUAUCAACGUGCUGGGUCACAUGAAGAGGGAAGAAGCCAACCUCAUCUCCCUGAGGCUGCCGACCAUCCGCAGGCCCCAGAUGGCGGUUCCACCUCCGCCGCCGCCAGGCAGAAACGCGCGCUGUGACCCGCGUUCGCCCGGGUCUGUGUCUAACUUCCGGCCCAACCGGCGCGGGUGGGGGAGGGGCAACGGCAACGUGCUCUCCAAUCCCAGCAAGGCUUAA